AUGGAUGGCGCGGUGGCAGCGGACUGCGACGAGGAGCGACAACGUCGUGAGGAGGACGUCGUCUGGGCCAAAUCCGGCUGUUUGCUGAGGCGCGUGAAGAGAGGAAAGCUACAACCUCCGAAUCUAGUCGCUAUAAAGGAAGGCAAAUAUGUGAACUACUACACCAACUACUUUUUCAGGUUUUUGCCGAACAGUUUGAAGUCUGUACCUGUGACAGAUAUCCUGGAUGUACGUACAGGGUAUAAUACUGAUAAUCUGCAUAAAGCAGCGAAGAAGUAUGAGUUUCAGGAAGCAGCACCGGAUUCGACAUGCUUCUCAGUGAUUUUCACACAUGCAAGGUUUCUACACAAGUCAGUGGAUUUCGCAGCGAACAGAAAAGAGGAUCGCGAUCGAUGGGUUUCUGCGCUCACUUACCUGAUUUCACAAGUCAAAGAGCAAAGCGCCCAUUUUAACGAAAGGGCAUGGAUUUUGCAGAAAUUUGUCGAAGCGGACCACAACGAGAACGGAACGCUGUCAUUCAAUGAAAUUUGGUCACUACUGAAGAAAAUGAAUCUUGAAAUAAGUGAGGAAUAUGCUAGAGUAAUGUUCAAGGAAGCAGAAAAAAAGUCUGGUGACGGAGUUCUAGAUAAGGACGAGUUUCUUAAAUUCUUCGACUGCUUGACUGAUCGUCCAGAAGUAAGGCAUUUGCUUCGAAUGGCGAGCAGUGAAGGCGUCGAAAGUUUGACAGUUUCCGAUCUGAAAAAGUUUCUCGUGGAGGAGCAAGAUUUCCAAGAUGUGGAUGUGAAUAAAGCAGAAUCAAUUCUGGAAACUUUCGAGCAAGUUGCACAAGAGGGGCAGCGGGAUAAACUUAUGGGUGUCAUUGGAAUGCGCCGUCUUCUUCAAUCACGAUGGGGAAAUAUUAUUAAACAAGGACAUGAAUCAAUUUGGCAAGAUAUGGAUCAUCCACUUCCACACUACUAUUGUAACUCCAGUCACAACACUUAUCUGGCUGGAUUGCAGUUAAGAGGAGAAGCGACUAUAGAAGGAUACAUCUAUGCCCUGAAAAAGGGAGCACGUCUUCUUGAGUGUAUAUUUAUGAAUGGUGAUUUAGUGGAUCUGUUUGAUGGUGAGCACGGUGAACCUGUUAUCACUCACAAACGUACUCUAAUUAAUCCGAUCACAUUAAGAAACGCUCUUGAAGCUAUCAAGGUAAAAUUUAAGCGUUUUGCUUUCGAGACUAGCCCGUACCCUGUCAUCCUUACGCUCGAAAAUCACGUUGGUCUUGUGCAACAGAGAGUGAUGGUGGACGUUUUUCAAGAGGUUCUUGGUGACAUGCUCUAUCUUCCGCAUCCGAAUUCGGCACAACAAUUAAUGCCAAGUCCAAAUCUGUUAAGGAAGAAAAUCUUAUUAAGGGGUAAGAAACUGGGCCACAAUGUUGGUAGUGUUGUGAACGAAGACGAUUCUGGAAAAGUAUGCAUUUUUGAUGUUUUAUAG
This is a messenger RNA of Angiostrongylus costaricensis, 1473 nucleotides long. Lineage: Eukaryota; Metazoa; Nematoda; Chromadorea; Rhabditida; Metastrongylidae. The record is from the annotation of a GenBank genome assembly.